CGACAGCCCAGCAAUAAGUCAUUCCCCAUAUCAUCGCUGGCCCUCUGUUUAUUCAGCGACAGGGUCAGGGGUGUCGACCCACUACUCUGCACUGUCAUCACAUGACCUCCGGGUGACAUCGCUAUAGGAGACAGUGUGCGGACUCAGCAUAUCUCUACUCAUCUGCUGUCAAUCACUGCACCAAAGAGGAGGGCGGAUAGCCAGAGGUGAGUGAUGAAGAUGGAGAUGAUUACCAACUUGAGAGAUACAAGGAGGAGGAGAAAGGCUGAAUGCAUCAAAGAACACAUCCAAGAGUUGGAUCAGUGGGGUCCUGACCCGUGUGUCGUCAUUGGGAUAUUAUGGUCGCACGUUCCCCUGUCUCUGAUGGAGCUCACUGGGAGGUUAAUGAAAGCACGAGUCAAGGAGAUGCCACUACACGCCAAGGCCUGAGGAGCGGGGGGAAGAUGAGACCUCCUAGCCCUCUGCUGAUCCUCUUCUACAUCACGCUGAGCAAGAGUGCCAAGGUGGUCAAGGUGGUCUCCAAGAGGGGCUCAGUUGAUGGCUGCACAGACUGGUCCAUAGACUACCUGAAGUACCAGGUGCUGGUGGGAGAGCCUGUCAGACUGAAGUGUGCUCUGUUCUAUGGCUACAUCAGGGCCAACUACAGCCAGGCGCAGGGCGUGGGCCUCAGCCUCAUGUGGUACCGCAGCUCUGGACUGGGACACAGUGACUUUGAGGAGCCCAUCUCCUUCGACGGUGUGAGGAUGAGUAAAGAGGAGGACUCCAUCUGGUUCAGACCGGCCGACUUCCAGGACGUGGGGCUGUACUCCUGUGUGCUGCGGAACUCGACGUACUGCAUGAAGGUGUCCAUGUCUCUGAGCGUGGCGGAGAAUGACACGAACCUGUGCUACAACUCCAACAUGAGGAGGAUGGAAAAGGCGGAGCUGAGUAAGACCAAAAACAUCACCUGCCCAAACAUCGAGGACUACGUGGAGCCGGGGAAGGAGCUGGAGAUCACAUGGUACAAGGAAUGCCGUCCGAAGCAGUGGCGAGCCAGCGUCCUCUAUAAAGGAAGCAAUCUGACUUUUGAAGAGGUGACGGAGGACGACAUUGGAAAUUACACUUGCGAGGUGCAGUUUGGAGGGUUUUUGGUCAGAAGGACGACAGAGCUCAUAGUCACCGCUCCUCUGACCGACAAGCCGCCCAAAAUCCUGUUCCCGUCUGAAAACAAGAUUAGCAGCAUGGAGCUCCAGCUAGGUAGUACUCUGAACCUGACGUGCCGAGCCUUUUUCGGCUACAAAGGAGAAGCAGCGCCGAUCAUGUACUGGAUGAAAGGGGAGAAGUUCGUGGAGGAUUUGGAUGAAGAGCGAGUUCAAGAGAGCGACAUCAAGGUUGUAAAGGAACAUCUGGGGGAAAAGGAAGUGGUCAUCUCCUUGACGAUAGAUGCGCUAGAGGAGGAGGAUAUGGGCAACUAUUCCUGCUACGUGGAAAACGCCAACGGCCGUCGACACGCCACCAUGCAGAUCUUAAGACAGACAGAGUUGAUGUACACGGUGGAGCUGGCAGGAGGCCUGGGAGCCAUUCUUCUCCUCCUCAUCUUCCUCAUCUCCCUCUACAAGUGCUACAAGAUCGAGCUCAUGCUUUGCUAUAGGAGACACUUCGGCAGCGAGGACCUUGACGGAGAUAACAAAGACUAUGAUGCUUACCUGUCCUACACCAAAGUGGAUCCGGACCAGUGGAGCCAGGAGACCAGAGAGGAGGAGCGCUUUGCUCUUGAGAUCCUCCCGGACGUCCUGGAGAAGCAUUAUGGAUACAAGCUCUUCAUUCCAGAUCGAGACCUCAUUCCAACAGGAACAUACAUCGAGGACGUAGCUCGCUGCGUAGACCAGAGCAAGCGCCUCAUUAUAGUCAUGACCCCAAAUUACGUGGUGCGUCGAGGCUGGAGCAUCUUUGAGCUGGAGACUCGGCUCAGAAACAUGUUAGUGACCGGAGAGAUAAAGGUCAUUCUGAUCGAGUGUGCCGAACUCAGAGGCAUCAUGAACUAUCAAGAGGUGGAGGCGCUCAAACACACCAUCAAAACCCUCACUGUCAUCAAGUGGCACGGCCUCAAGAGCAACAAGCUCAACUCCAAGUUCUGGAAGCAGCUGCAGUACGAGAUGCCCUUCCGGCGCACAGAGCCCAUGCUGAGUCACGAGCCGGCUCUGGACGUGAGCGAGCAGGGCCCCUUCGGAGAGCUGCAGACAGUCUCCGCCAUCUCCAUGGCAGCCGCCACAUCCACAGCCAUGGCCACGGCCCACCCAGAGCUGCGCUCGUCCUUCCACAACACCUACCACACCACCAUGCGGCAGAAACACUACUACCGCAGUUAUGAGUUUGACAUUCCCCCCGGAGGCACCCUGCCACCUCUGUCCUCUCUGGGGAACCAGCACACCUACUGCAACAUCCCACUCACACUGCUCAAUGGACAGCGGCCUCCCGGAAAGAGUCGAGAGCACAGCCUGGAGGAGGCCCAUGCCAACAACGCCAUGCUCCCUCUGCUGCCACGUGAAACCAGCAUCUCCAGUGUCAUCUGGUAGAAGAACAAGUGUCUGCAGACAGCUCAGAGGUCAUCCGUCCGACCAGGAGAGCUGUCACAGACGUUACCGACAUGAAAUGAUCCUUGAGAUCCAGAAGGUGCAGUCUAACACUACUGACUGGGAAACAACGGUUUUGGACACGUCUUUUCUAUGUGGACCUCACCUGUGCAGCAGGUGGAUUUUUCUAUGUGGAAUUACAGGAAACACUGUUUGAUCCAACAGUGAAUCAGACAUGUGGGGAAAUGAAAAAGGACUUCAUGGCAUUUGUGCACACUAAUAUAAUCCAUCUCCUCGUGCAUACACUCAACUAAAGGAAAACAGGGUCCUGUACAUAUAUUUCAAUUUAUUUGUAGCAUCAGUGUUUUCCUAUUUGUCCUUUCAUUUGUCUUUUGUUUUAGUCACAUUUGUUGCCUUCACUACUG
Molecule: messenger RNA, 2977 nt
Organism: Periophthalmus magnuspinnatus
Lineage: Eukaryota; Metazoa; Chordata; Actinopteri; Gobiiformes; Gobiidae
Gene: il1rapl1a
Product: interleukin 1 receptor accessory protein-like 1a
Exons: 13
Coding region: 339-2555 (738 amino acids)
Biological process (GO): negative regulation of exocytosis; signal transduction
Source: RefSeq, a predicted model, not a curated record